Messenger RNA from Paramisgurnus dabryanus, 2301 nucleotides. It is a transcript of the gene usp14, whose product is annotated as ubiquitin specific peptidase 14 (tRNA-guanine transglycosylase). Lineage: Eukaryota; Metazoa; Chordata; Actinopteri; Cypriniformes; Cobitidae. The record is from RefSeq and is a predicted model, not a curated record. Gene Ontology annotation, molecular function: protein binding; cysteine-type deubiquitinase activity; proteasome binding. Gene Ontology annotation, biological process: regulation of proteasomal protein catabolic process; proteasome-mediated ubiquitin-dependent protein catabolic process; protein deubiquitination.
UCACCGAGCGCGUUGAUCCGUUCAGCAUGCAGUUGCAGCGUCAUUGUGGGCCACCGUUUGAAUGAAGUUAGACACACAAAUCUUCUACAUCCCGACUCACACCCGGCAUUUGAAACUGCCGAGCUUUGUAAAGGACAAGCUAACAGAAAGAUGCCCGUAUUUACAGUAAAUGUGAAAUGGGGAAAGGAGAAGUUCGACGCCGUGGAGUUGAACACAGAAGAGCCGCCCAUGGUGUUCAAAGCCCAGCUGUUUGCUCUGACAGGGGUUCAACCAGACAGACAGAAAGUCAUGGUGAAAGGAGGAACGCUGAAGGAUGACGAAUGGGGAAAUAUCAAGUUGAAAAAUGGGAUGACCCUUCUUAUGAUGGGCUCUGCUGAUGCCCUGCCUGAGGAGCCUGCAGUACGGCCCAUGUUUGUGGAGGACAUGACGGAGGAGCAGCUUGCAUCUGCUAUGGAGUUGCCAUGUGGAUUGACAAAUUUGGGUAACACGUGUUACAUGAAUGCUACAGUGCAGUGUCUGCGUUCAGUGCCUGAGCUCAAAAAUGCUCUCAGGAGGUACUCUGGUGCCUUGCGGUCUUCUGGUGCCAAUGCACCGUCUCAGUACAUCACAGCAGCUCUGCGUGAUUUGUACGAGUCAAUGGACAAGACCUCCUCAAGCAUUCCACCCAUCAUUUUGCUGCAGUUCCUGCACAUGGCCUUCCCACAGUUUGCAGAGAAAGGAGACCAGGGCCAGUACCUCCAGCAGGAUGCCAAUGAGUGCUGGCUCCAGGUAAUGCGGGUCCUUCAGCAGAAACUAGAGCCUGAAGAACCAGAAACCCCAAUGGAGAGUGACAGUGGUAGUGCAGCUGCUGCCGCAACAAAACUGAAAAACUUCAUUGAUCAGUAUUUUGGUGUUGAAUUUGACACAACUAUGAAGUGCACUGAGUCCGAGGAUGAAGAACCGACCAAAGGCACAGAGAGCCAACUGCAACUCAGUUGCUUUAUCAACCAGGAAGUCAAAUAUCUCGCCACCGGACUCCGAUUGAGGCUACAGGAGGACAUCACAAAGUUCUCAUCUUCUUUACAAAGAAAUGCGCACUAUAUCAAAUCGUCCAAAAUAAGCCGUCUCCCAGCGUACCUGACAGUUCAGAUGGUCCGAUUCUACUACAAAGAGAAAGAGUCUGUUAAUGCCAAAGUCCUUAAAGAUGUCAAAUUUCCUCUCAUGCUGGAUGUCUAUGAAUUAUGCACUGCCGAACUUCAAGAGAAAAUGGUUUCCGUGAGGUCCAAGUUCAAAGAGGUCGAGGACAAGAAACUGGAGAUGCAGCAGCAGCCAAAAGUGAAUCAGAAGGCUGUGACACCAAAAGAUACAAAAUAUGAUCCUUUCUGCUUUCCCGACGACUUGGGCUCCAACAACAGCGGUUACUAUGACCUGCAGGCGGUUCUGACACAUCAGGGUCGAUCCAGUUCAUCUGGCCACUAUGUCGCCUGGGUUAAAAGGAAAGAAGAUGAAUGGGUGAAGUUUGAUGAUGAUAAGGUCAGUGUGGUGGCCCCUGAAGACAUCCUGAAGCUGUCUGGAGGUGGCGACUGGCAUAUAGCAUACGUCCUCCUGUACGGCCCACGACGUCUGGAAAUACUUGAGUAACAGCGGUUCACGUUUAAAAAUCAAAACCAUACAUAAUUGCCAUUUCACAGCACUGUCUGUAUUAGAUGUGCAAUAAAUCCUGGUGUCUUUAAAAACCUGACCUUAAUAUUUUCUGAACUGUUCAUGCAUCAACACGAGUGGCAUGUCAUAUGAGGGUGUUUGCUCCCCUUCCGCGGAUGGUAAAUUUGAUUGAAGCGAUUGCCGGACCUGAUCCUUGUUUGGACUUGGAGCAGUUCUUUUCUAAAUGUUUUCUAUAUGCAUUGUAUAUUUUUAAGCCUGUAAAAGGUGUUCAUGCUCACUAUACAGUACCCAUUGCAGUUUUUACUGGAAAUUUGUUGAAAAUAAGUUGUUCCAUGUAGUUAUUUUACAUUAGGAUGAGGGUGUAUGAUAUUGGGUUUCUCACCCCAAAGAGAACAAAGUUUACAUUGAUACGUUGCAUGAUGGUAGGCCUGGUUUUAAUAUCAAAGGUGGAUUUUGUUACUUUGAAGCACUUUGAGAGGAUGGGUCUUCAUGUUCAAAUACCGCUCUCCUAUCUACCAUACAACAAAUGCCACUGUAAACUCCUAUGCCCUAAAAAUACCCAAAUACAAUAAUGUAAGAGGACUUCAACACAUCUCUGUAAUAAGUUAUUGACUGCUGGCUUUUCAUAAACAGUGAAAAAUAAACAUGCCAAUGAAUCAA